Messenger RNA from Alternaria burnsii, 1329 nucleotides. RefSeq names its product glycosyltransferase family 1 protein. Bases 1 to 1329 code for a protein of 442 amino acids. The transcript is spliced from 3 exons. The record is from RefSeq and is a predicted model, not a curated record. Lineage: Eukaryota; Fungi; Ascomycota; Dothideomycetes; Pleosporales; Pleosporaceae.
AUGCCUACACUCGUGUGGUUGCGCGCUGCUGCCGUCGCUGCUCUUGCGGCUCAUGCUACUGCCCAGCAAUGCUACUACCCCAAUGGCAACAAAGCCCCAGACACAGAGAAGCCCUGCUCAACAGCAGAGGGCUCUGCUUGCUGUCCGGAUAGCUGGGAGUGCCUCGACAAUGGUCUCUGCCACUAUCCCGCUAACAACCUGUACGGCCGAUAUAGCUGUACAGACAAGACUUGGAAGUCGGAAGGAUGUGCUUCGAACAUGUGCACCUACGGCAUGACAGUCGGUGGUGGCGAGUCGAUAAAGCAGUGCGCCGAUCACGACGACCAGUGGUGCUGCAACGCAGACGACACAAACGUAAAAUGCUGCCAGGAAUCACCGUCACCACGACCUUUUUUCGCGCUGCAAAACGGAAAUGCCUACGCGACGAUUGGCUCGAAUCAAGCGUCGACUAACCCCAACAUUGCUACCAUUACUGGCCUGGCGACAAGUGGUGGAUCAUCAGGAGGUGGAAACUCGGCAUCACAAACGUCAGCGCAGCGGUCUUCAGCUGCUCCUUCUACAACCGACGAUUCAAAUUCGGGAACUGCAACACCAGACUCGGUCACUACUACGCCUACACCUUUUAGCUCCGUUGCGACGAGCCUUUCCACAGGCAGUGCGGGAGUAGUCACCAUUGAAAACACCGUUCUCGUUACCCCGACUGCAACCGCCGGCUCAAGCAACGACAAUGCCAAUGGAGACUCUGACAGCGGAUCGAGCUCGAACCUAGGUCUUAUCAUCGGAUGCGCAGUCGGCAUUCCCCUCGCACUCGCUCUCCUCGGUAUAAUCUUCUGGCUCCUCCGCAAGCGUCGCCAACAAGCCGCCAACCCCUACAAAGAAGCUUCGGAAAUUGAAGGAGACAGCCCGCUCGUCGGCGGUGCCGCGGCAGCAAAACUCAGCAAGAAAGAAACAUACCGAAACUCGCGACCCGCCACGGCAGAGAUUGACGGUAACCCCGUUGGAGCCGGACAGCCAAAUCGCAUCUCUGAACUUCCUUCCGGAAAUGGUUUCCAACCGGGACAGGGCGCUCCCUACGGACCUGAUGCUGUUGGGAUUGGUGGUGGUAAUGGGAACAGGAACACAUGGGAUAGCCAACCACCUCAGUACUCGCCUGCACAAGCCGCCUUCAGCCACCCCGAUGCUGCGGAACUGCCUGAUAAUAGUGUCCAUCCUGUUCUUAAUGAGAAAGGGCAGCCGUACCAACCGUAUAGGCCUCCACAGCCUGUGGCUGAGCUGCCGUCUGUUACAACGCCACCUGAGGAUCUGGAGAAGCAGAUGCCGAAGCGGUAG